GCCAAACGUACAGCGCAGCGACCAACAUGACCGCGAUGGUCGCCGCGGCGGCCAAGAACGACGUGCCAGCACUCCAUGCGGCGCUCGCUGCAUACGACUCGCCUGGCGAUGAUGUGGCGGCGGCUCUCUUUGUUUCUGUUUCUUCGAACGCGAUCGAUUCGCUUCAAGUUCUGAUCGAGCACGGUGCCGACAUCAACGUCCCGACGGAGGGCAUGUCACCACUGAUGCUCGCGAUUUCGACGGGCAAUGUUCCGAUCGUCAAAACCCUCGUCGACGCCGGCGCCGACAUCGAAUUUCGCUCCAAGGAUGACCACUCCCCGCUGCUUUACGCAGUGUUCCACGGCCAGGCGGAGAUUUGCCGGCUCCUGCUUGACCGCGGCGUUCAAGUCAACCACGCGACAUCUGACGUGACUGCGCUGAUGGUGGCAGCAAUGAAAGGCUUCGUCGACAUCAUCCCGAUGCUGAUCUCAGCGGGUGCUCUUGUGGAGGCCGCGACCUCGACAGGAAAGACUGCGCUCAUGUCCGCGGCAGCUGAAGAUCAAGUGAGUGCAGUCGAGUCCCUCGCGGACGCAGGCGCCGUUGUCGACGCAGUAGACCAGAACCACCAAACGGCGUUGGCGGCUGCCGCAGCCCGAGGCAGUGCGGGCAUGGUGCAAUGCCUCCUGCGGCGCGGUGCGCAGCUUGACGUCCAAGAUGAGAAUGGUCGAACGGGGCUGUUGCUGGCAGCCAUGAAUGGCCACGAGGCCGUGGUGAAGCUGCUCGUCCAAGGUGGAGCUCAACUGGAAAGCCGUGACAAGGACGACGACACAGCCGUGGCCAAGGCACGGCGCAAUGCCCACCACCAAGUCGUCCAGGUGUUGUUGGAUGCUGGGGCCGUGGAUUGCAAGAGCAACCUGGUAGGUCUACCGCUGUGACCUGUUGCACAAUCCAUGCACGCGCGUAGCGGACGCCCUCUGUCAAGGGAGCUCUCGCCGCGAUAACGUCGGGGUCGCGGUCCAUUUUCGCGCGCUUCCCCACCCGAAAAGAGGCCCACGCGGCGGACUCGGCCGCAGAUCCCUGACGUUCCCGUCCACGCGGCGAGCAGUUAAUGCAUCUCAAUGGACCAGCGCCUGGAUGUGUGAGGUGAAAGAGCUAUCUGCCGCGAUGGCAACGACGUUUCCAACGCGUACUUUGCACGGCUAAAGACAUGCACGUUAUCGUACAUUGACGCCUGUCGCGCUCUCAAACGACGCGCUACAAAGCAGUGGCCAGGACGGCUUGGAGCUGGUGCAGCACCUGCAGCUGCUGGUCGCGGGGCAAUUGCACGACUUGCUGUACGAUGGCGUCGGCGGUGGUAGAGUACGACCAAAUAAAGGUCGUGCAGUACACCGUCGUGAAGAGCGCCGUGAUGAACUGGCAGUCCAUGCGGUCCAUGAACCCGCCAUGGCCAGGAAUGACGGAAUCAAAAUCCUACCGCCCAUCACCAUCCCGGAACAACAUGCAACGAACCAACCUUGAGCUUGUACGCGCGCUUGAUUGCCGACGCGUAAAACCCGCCGAACGGCGAUAUCACCGACGUAAAGCACGCAAAUACGAGCGAAUGCACCUUUCAAAACAGCGAUCACAUGUCCCCAUCCCAUGCGGACGACGCGCACCUGAAUCGGGUACAACUGCACGCGAGGUAUCGAGACCACCGCCGCCACUGGAGCUGGCAGUGCAUACCAUGCCUUGAUGAAGACCGGGUGGGGCGUGCACGUCAGCGGCGGUGGCAUCAGCUGCAUGUCAUACUAGUACCCACGACGGAGAGCAUGGGACGCACCUCGAUCGACUCCAACGGGCACGUCAUCCAAGUCGACUGCGCCAAGAGCGCACUGCUCCAGAAACCAAACGCCACCGUGCACACGAACGCGCCGAGGAACCCUUCCCACGUCUUGUUUGGACUGAGCUUGAGGAACGCCGCCUUGAUGAAGCGCUUGCCAAACAAUUUGCCGCAAAAGUACGCAAAGCAGUCGUUGCACACCACGAGCGACGCGGGAAAGAAGAGCCACACGAGGCCUUUGAAGAUAUUGUCCAAGAUGGAGCGCAUCUGGAACACAAUCAAGCACAGCGUCACGAUGGUCCACGUCAGCUGGCCCAUCUGGUACUUGUAAUACCCUAUGAAAGACGCAUGAACGAUGGGACGUUAUGGCGAG
Aphanomyces invadans is the source of this 2171-nucleotide messenger RNA. RefSeq lists its product as hypothetical. The transcript has 9 exons. Lineage: Eukaryota; Oomycota; Saprolegniomycetes; Saprolegniales; Verrucalvaceae. Gene Ontology annotation, cellular component: nucleus; ciliary inversin compartment; cytoplasm. Gene Ontology annotation, biological process: protein localization to ciliary inversin compartment. Gene Ontology annotation, molecular function: protein binding. The record is from RefSeq and is a predicted model, not a curated record. Bases 27 to 914 code for a protein of 295 amino acids.